CAGUCACCGACAGCCCUGGGAAUGUUGAUUCUCCCCUGAAAGUAGAACCAGACCUGCUGGGCCAUCCGGUAGAUGCCUCAGAGGAGGCUCUUAAGAUGCGCGUAGAGAAUGCAGAGGCGCUCCCAGUUUGUCUUCGCGCUGAUUCACGUACGCCAGAAGAGUCCUUGUCGGAAGAAGAGGUCAAGCGAAAUUUCGAAGAUGCUUACAAGCAACUUGAAGCGUCUGUUUUAAAAGCUAUGCAACUCCUUGGCCGAGCGACGAGCCCCGAGGGACCAGUUUCAAAACAUGAGGCGACUUUUAGCAUGUUGGAUACCAGCAUCCUUGGCAGGUUUUUGAAAGCUGCGGAACAAUUGAAAGACAUUUCGCCCACUCAUGAAAGGGCCGUGGUGGAGGAAAAGAGCAAAGAUGUCCGCGAGAGAUGGGAGGCAGUUCGCCGUGAAAUCGUAUCGUAUGUUCAACUAAAAGUGGAAAUCGAAAGGGGGAAGUUGAAUAAGGCUUUCGCGAAACUCAAUAAGCAGAUAAAUAAAGAGAAGAAGCUACUCGGCACAGGGAACACCAAGGGACUCCUGGAAGAACACGAGGCCAGCUUUUCUCAGCAAGGUGCUCUGGGCAAGCUGAAUGAGUCCUUGCAAGCCAUGAAAACCAUGAGCAAGAAAAUGACCAAGGACGAAAAUCAGUCUGAAAUAAAGAUGCCAGUUGCAGAAUAUGAGCAAAUGAAAGAAGAGCUUCAGACACGGGCAUCAGCUGUUUACAAUGCGCUGGUGUGUAGGGCUGAGGACAGACAUUCACCUAACAAAGGAAGUUUUGCUCCUGCUUCUGCCAAUGGAGGGGAGGCGCCUUCUCCAAAUCCCCAAGAUGAGCUUACUGCUGAAAAGGGCCCAGGAGAUGUUUCUCACAGCAAUUUGGAACUCGAAAAGAAAGUUCAGAAUGGAGGACAUUGCGCAGAGAUGUUUGGAAGAGAUGGAGACUUGCCGUUGAAGAGUUUAAAAGAGAGCUAUGAUACAGAGAGGCAUAAGCUGAAGCUUCACCUAAGCAGCAUCAAAGAGAAAGUAGCUGCUGCUUGUACCGAUGAUGUGAAAGACAUUGCCCGCCUUCAGAAAAAGCUGGAUGAGCUAGAGGCCUUAGAGGCUAAAGCUGAUGCUUCCUGGAAACUGUCUGAAUCGACGGCGUCUGAGCUAGAAAAACUUUCAGGCGAAGUAGAAACACCUGACAGCUCUGAAAACUCCAGGGAAGAACUGCUCAGAGAAUGGAACGAGGUCCAGGCUGCUAUAAAUAAAAGGAUGGAGUCUUUAAAGGCUGCUUUGGCCCUUAUUUUGCCAAUAGAAAACAGGUGGGUUCUGCUGUGCAACUCAGAUGAACAGCUCCGCAGGAGAGACAUACCACAGAGCAUGCUAAGCGGUACCGAUCUUCCAUUCAAGAAAGUGAAGAAAUUACAGGCGUCCAUAGCAAAUUGUAUCGGACAGUGCAACCGACGAGAGGAAAACAGCCCCACAGGAGAGAAGGUUGACCCAAUAGACUGGCAAGCAGCAGGCGCAGUGAUGGGUGAAUACAGGGCGAAGUUGGAAGAACUGGGCCGCAAGAUAAAGGUCGUUGAAGCCAUCCUGCAAGACCUUGAAACUUUUCUGGCUUUCCUGAAGCGCGUGAAACGGUCCGUGGAUUUCUCGUCACCCCUGGGCCGUACCCCACAGCCAACGGAAGAAGACGCCCUGCAGGAGGUAUCUCAGGUGAAAAAAGAGGCGAAAUCUUUAGACGAGAGGUUGAAGCGAGCCAAUAUAUCCUUGGAAGAGGCCGGAGGUGGUAAGAAGACGAGCUGCGAAGGGCUUGUCGCAGCUUUAGGCGUGAAGGAAGCCCCUGCUCUCGGCUCCUCAGAGGCCCAAGAGGCCACCCAGAACCAGGAGGAAGAAUUCUCCUUGAAGAACAGCGAGCUCUCUAAAAAUAUUCAAGAUAUACGCGAUAAGAUCAGCAAAUUAGGUUUGAGGGACCCUACAAUUCCUGCUGUUCAGCAAAGGUUGAAGUCACUCAGUGAACUGCGGCAGAAGUUGGAUCACCAUGCUGCGGAAAUGAGGUCCUUAAACGAAACAGCCAGCCAGCUUUCAAAGGUCACAAAGGCCCAGCAAGACGACAUCCGACGGCAAUGGAGGCACACAGAAGCCCUGUGGAAAGAGACCAAACACUCCAUUGCAGAAAGGCUGGAACACUGUGCUCGGGUGAUAGAGCUCUUGAAGCAAUAUCACGGCUGCAAAAACUGCCUGGCGAACAUUAUUCUGAAGCAAGAACAGGCCCUGUCCCAGCAAGUGUCUUACAUGGGGAAAGAGAACCUGCAGAGGAUCAUUGCCAAGGUCAACUUGGUAAAACAAGAAUUUCACAGCCAUUCCGAAGAUGUCGACAGAAUAAACCGGAUCUGCAAAAACCUCCAGUCCCAUCUGAACAAAAUGAAGAGCUUUGAGGAUCCUCCCUUCGAGAAUGAGGCUAACGCUAUUGUGGACAGAUGGCUGGAUAUCAAUGAACGGACUGAAAACUAUUGCGAUAAUCUGGGAAGGGCUUUGGCUUUAUGGGAUAAACUCCUUAAUUUAUCCAGCUCAGUGGAUGAAUGGUCAAGCACAGAGCUGAAGAACUUGGAGGAAGGCCCCUUGGCUGAAAAUGACCUGGCGGAGUUGAAGGCCGGCUUACAGUUCCAAGAAAAAAAAUUAGAGGAAUUUGACUCAAAGGUGGAUGAAAUACAAAAUCUUCUCAAUGGCAGUGAACCCCCUCUUGAAUUACAGGUCAUCAAAUCCUCUCUUCUGAACAAAAUGGAGCUAAUAAGAAAGCAAUUACCCAACAAGUCGAUACCCACUGAACUCAAUGGCAAUACAGCGGAGCUAAAAGGAGACCUUGACCUGGCCAAGACACAGAUUGGAAUGACAGAAUCCCUUCUGAAAGCUUUGUCUCCCUCCGAUACCUUGGAAAUCUUUACUAAAUUGGAGGAAAUACACCAGAAGAUUCUACAGCAAAAACUUCAUGUGAAUUUGCUUCAAAAGGAGACGUCUUAUUUGAACCCUGAAGUGAUUGAAUUACAGCAGCAGCUUAAAAGUAUGACUGACUUAUUUAAUUCGAAGAAGCAAAUCUUUCAAGAUCACUUUACUACUAUCUUGGACUAUCAGUGCAAGGAUUUUGAUGACUGGUUCAGCAGCACCCGGCUAUCUCUGGGGGAAUGUUUUGACCCCUCAGAAACAAAAGAGAUAUUAGAAGAGAAAAUUCAGCGACUGACGAGCUUCCUAACUUUUGAAGGCAAAGGCAGCGAUAUCCAUGAGGUGAAAGCUCUCCUGAGCCAGCUGAAGAGGUAUUUGCCCCAAGCGCACGUCAACCAGCUGAGCAGCUGGGUAAGGGACCAAGAAGCUGAACUACAGAGAGUGGCGUCCAGAUGUCAGGGGCGACUGAACGAACUCCGCGUCUCCUCGCAUCAGUUUGCUAGGCUUGAAGAUGACUUUGGUAGCCUGGAAGAAUGGCUAAGUUGCCAGGAAGAGAAAUUGCAAAAGAGUCAGACGGAAAAACCAGGACUUGAACAUUUCUAUCAACUUCUACUAAAACAGAGAGAAUCAUUUGAUUCUUUUGCUUGGCUGGCAAAUUCUUUGAGGAACUCUGGAUUUUCAAGUGACGACUUGAUCCUAGAAUCCACUCAGCUUGUGAGCAGGUACAAGAGUUUGCUGAGCCAGGUCCGUAAACGCCUCAGACUUCCUCAGGUUCUUUCUGCAGAGGAAAAGAAUUUCGAAGAGCUUGCCCAGAGCAUGUUUUGCUGGGUUCAAAGACUGAAAGAAUCUGUCCUUAGAUUGAGCUCCAAAGAAACCAAGAUACCCGUGGAAGAAAGGCUGUGCCAGAUAAAGGAGAUUGUACUGCUGAAAGACGAAGGCGAUGCUAAAUUACAAAAUCUCACAGCUCUUGGGGACCACUUGAAGAGCGAUGAUGGGAGCAAAAACCUAGCUGUUCAGCAAAUGGUUUCCGACGUUCGAAAUCAGUGGGAGUGCACCAUUCAACUGGCCACCGAUUAUCUGAGGCACCAAGAACAGCCUCAAAGGGAACAAGGCAGGCAAAGAGAAGACAACGAAACUGCAGCAUUUUGGGAACCAAGCAGCCUGAAGCAGGAAUUAAAUCUUGCUCUUCAACCCGGCUCAUGCGAGGUGCAAAGUCGGUUAACAAAUUACACUGCGCUCCUGCAGGAGGUGGAAGGUUUAAAUGAAAUAGCAAAGAGAAAUAGUUCUUUGGGUGUUUGGCCUGACAAAUCUUUUACUGACGAAUCAAGGUUGGCUUUACAACACCUCCAUGAAAGUCUUCUUAUGCGGUUGCAGAAUACGGCAAAGCUCUUGGAAGGCUUCUCUGAGGAACACCAACGCUGUAAAGAGCUGAUGGCGUGCUUGAGGGCCACCCUGAAGCAGCUCUUGGAGCCUCCCGAGGAAGGGCAAAAGCAGGUACAACAAGAUAUCCGUUAUCGAACUGAAGACACAUUACGGGGGAUUUUAGCAUUAGUAGACUCGACCAGGCAGAAGCUCUUCCUGCCAGAGCAGACGUGUGUUAAGGGUAAGGUAGAUCCACCUCAGGCUAAACAAAAGAAGCGUCUUAAAACUAAACACAGACGUGUGGAGCAAGAGGCCGGGAAUGUCCAGAGUGAUAUGCAGACCCAAGCGGAGGUAGAUAAAAUGACAGGCGCAGGAAAACCGAUGAUCUCUGGUAUUCCCUUUCCUGCCGAAGAGAUCAGCAUGAUGGAAGUGUUUGAAGGAUACCAGAAAGGAAGAUCUAUGCAGGAAAAACCCUUUACAGCGAAAAAUCAGAUGGAAACGGAAGCUGCACAACCUUUCCAGGAAUGGCUGACAAGUAAAGAGCAAUUACUGAGACCCGUGUCCGUUGAUUCCAAAGAGGAACCGUCUUCCGUUCUUGAGGGAUUAAAAGGCAGUUGGAUGGAAGCCCACAAUUGCCCGAGCUCGGCGAGACAGAGUGGAAAGCGGCUACAGAAAUCAGGACAAAUGCCAGCUGACAAUAACCUUCGUGAGGUGCUUCAGCAGAGGCAGCCUGACUCUCAAAGGAAAUUGCAAGCGAUGUGCGGCUGGCCAGAAAUGCCUCAAACCACUUUGGUGUUAAUGAACGGCAAAGGAAAGGGGGCCGACCCUGCUCCAUCGCCCGUUGCCCCUCCAUUCCCAGAAAGUGAGGGUUCGGAGGUAGAAGCAAUUUCCCAGAGGGCUCUUCUUCCAUCUGAAGACCAAGCAAUUGCAGAUUAUGCUGAGAUGGAACAAAAAGUCAACGAGGUGAAAAUCUGGACUGCAGAAUUAGAUAUUGUGUUGGUGAAUGAUCAACUGAGAGAGAUAGAGAAUUUGAGUACGUGGCUGGAAAAGUGCAAAGCCAAUGCUCUUUCGUUGAAGCAAGGAGAGCACUUGGCCGCUGCAGAAAGAAGCAAUCCAGGUCUGUCCAGCCACCACAGGGUAGCUUCUUCUAGCUGGGACAAACUGCUGAAAGAUUUAACAGCUGUCAAAGAGGCCAAGCAGGCUCAGUGUCGAGUAGUGAAUACCUACCAAGAAUGCCUCGCCGCUGUCCAAUCUGCAAUGAAGCAUAUAUCAGCAGAAAAGGAAAACAUAAAAACAAGGGGACCUGUGGAAGACUCCGCUCUCCUGGAGAACAUUAAGAAGUGCCUGGCUUCCAUAGAAAAAGGGAAAGUCCUUUUAAAAAAGCUGAAAGCUGAACAAGAAAAUCUAUCUGAGCACCUAACCAGGAUGGACAAAGAGUUAACGCAAAGCCAGGUGAAUCAAGUGGAGAAGUGGUGGAAGCAACUGGAGGACUCGCUCCAAAGGAAACGGCUCCGGGUUGCAGCAGAAGCCAAUGAAUUUAAACAUUUCAUGGAUAAAAUACGGGACCUUGAAAGGUUGCUGCAGGAGCAGCACCAUUUGCAAACGGGUCUGGACAGCCCCGAGAGGGAAGAGUGUGCGCACCCGGCACUGAUGGCCACAGAGCUGCAGGCUCUCAAGCGCAGCGUUUCUCUGUUGAGAAGAGCUGCUGAGCUGCGGAUGAAAAGGAUUUGGAGCGAUCCAGGGAAAAAAGCUCUGGAAAGCAGAAUAAACGAUUUGCAGAACCAGGUGGAGGAACUGGAGCAGUUGACCCCCAGAGAGGAUGCCCGGAUCGCUACCCAUCCCCAGGCGUACGAAAUUACGAAGAAGAUGGAAGAGGCCAUUUUGUGGGCCAGAGUCUCGGCGCUCCAUCUGGACGAGAAGGCAGCUCUUUUCCCAGACGAUCUCACGUCGCAGAUCGAAAGCUGUAAGGCUCUGAUCUGUGCGACUCAGGAGAAAGAGCCAAGUCUUACACGGCUGGCUGAUGAGGCCCGGCGGGUUGCUUCCCAGCUGCCCUCCGAUGAAGCUUCUGCCCUGAGCAUCCUUUCGCGCGAGCUGCAAACCCUCUACCGAUGCCUUGUUCUGAAAUUAGUUCAGCAGAUGCAGCACCUGGAACCUCAGCUUGGAAAGAGGCGAGAGCUUUUCGCCAACAUGGAAACGGUUGAAACCCAGCUUCGGAAGGUAGAGCAAAUGUCCGGCCUAGGCGCUGGUGAAGCAAAUCCGAAGUCUGAGCUUGACCAUUGGCAGGCCAUUUUAGCGAAGAUUCCCAAGGAGAACCAAGCUUUGGAAGGCCUUGUUGAUGCAAAUGACAAAGAACCCCCUCAGGGGCUAAAUAUAUUUGAGCAGAUGUUUCUAAAUGACUGUUUAAGAAGCCUCAAGAGCAGAGCUAAGAGGGCCGACAGGCUGAUCCAAAUGAAGUGCAGCACAGUACAAAACAAGAUAGAUGCCUCUGAAAAGCUCUCCGGAGAAAUAGCGGCCUUGCAGCGGGACCUUGAUGGCUUCCAGCGGGACGUGGUGGAACUGGACCCAGAGACACAGUUGACUACGGAUCAAGAGGUGAAGGAUAAAUUGAGCGAGAAUACAUUGAGAGCUUUGGCCAUCCAGUCAAGUUUAUCACACGCGCAGAAAUACAAGGAGAUUUGGGAAUGCCUGGAUCUGAAGUGGGACGGAUCGCGUCUCGAUGAACUGCAAAGACGGUUUUGCAAAAUGAAGAAUGACCUUGAGCAGAGGGUUAAACGCUUUGAUCGCGUAGCUGCAGAACGUGACCGGUGCCAAACAGCCCUCGGUGCGGUUGAGGCUGUUGUAGCUAAUAUACAGAAAGACUGUGAUGCGUUGAACGAUGGCUCUGCCUCUACCUCUGAAACCCGUCUGAUAUCAGGGAAGGUUUUGAGUUGGAGAGUGGAACAUGCCAGAUGCAUAAUUGGGGAGGCACUCAGGCUGUUAGAUAAAAACGAGGCCUUUGAUCCCUCCCUCAAAGAGGCCAAAGUGCGGCAAAUAAAGGUCCUGGGGGUAAAAAUAGAUGGAUUCUCACAACAGAUCCAAUCUAACAUAUUGGCCAUUCAAGAAGAAUGCAAACACGAACAUGGUUCGCAGAGCAAGCUGGACCAUAGCUUAAAGGCAUUAAAGCAAAUUAAAUCUGAGCUCCAGGAGCCCGUCCUGCUUGACCUGGACGUUCAGUUGAUUUCCCAUGAAAGGCUGUACUGUAAAGGGCUUGAAGAGGCUGUGGAAACAGAGUCUCGCGCGGCUGAAGAUUUAAUAAAGAAAACGAGAGGGACUCAGGGAGACAAAUCCCCCCCCGAGAGUUUGGAGAAAGUCAAGAAACUGCGAAACUUGAAAAAACAGCUGAAAGCUGACAUUGCUGCACGUGGAUGCGCCUUAGACGAAGCCUGUGGGACUGUGAAGCUUUACAAUGAAGCUGUCCAGAAGGCUGUCGAUCUUCUCAGUCAGUGUGAAGGCCUUUUCUCCGCUCCUCCGCUUGACUUGGAUAAGCUAGAAGAUGGAUCUGGCCUCCUCUUUCACCAGAAACAAGAAGAACUGGAGGCUGCAAAGGCUGAAGUAGAAGCGCUGAUCUCCAGGCUGGAAAUGAAAAUGAAACCAAACGCCAAAAUGCAAUUGGGAAAAUCUCUGAGGGAUCUAGUGGCUGGGAGUUUGAGAGUAAGAGAGCAGGAACAAAAGAGAAGAUCCGAGGUGCAGAGAUGCUUGGAAACAUACCACCGCUUCAAAAAGUCCAAAGAGAUGAUACGUGCUAAUCUGGACGUUGUGGAAAAGGUGCUCCGGAAAACUUUGUACCAUAUUCCAGCAUCUUACAAAGAAGCUCUAGAGCUGUCCGAACAAAGCAAGAUGCUCGUCUCCCAACUGGUUUCGACGGAAGAAGAUCUAAUGAAGUUGCGUCAAGACUCAGGACACCUGAGCUUGAUGUGCCAAGAGAACGACCGGGCGCGGAUCGCCACAAUUGUGGCAACGCUGUGGCUCAAGUGGCUUCAUUUACUCAAUGCUGCGAAAGAAUGGGACGGCAAAUGUGAAGAGCAGAACCAGGAGUGGAAAGCCGUUAAUGAAGACAUGGAACGGGAAGCCAUCAUUCUAGACAAUUUUCUCGAAGAACUACCGGAAAACCCCAGAGAGAAAGAGAAAGCCACCAAGGAGGAACUGGAAGAAUUUCUGGAAUGUGCAAACUAUUACAAGGAAAGCGUGGAUGCCGAGAAAUUACUGUUGCGCUUAAUACUUGUCCGCUUAAAGAGCAUCCUGAGUGUCCCUGAAUGUCCCUCUGAGAAAGGAGGAAGCCUUCCUGUUGUGUGUGAAAUUCAAUCCAUGCAGGACCGAACGUCAGAGCUCUGCCGAAAGGCUGAAAAGCAAAAGGGUGCUGUGCAGUCUGAGAUUGAAGACCGGGCCAAAGUUAAUGAAGAAAUAAACACUGUGAAGAAUUCGUUACAGGACGCCAUGUUGUUGCUGCAGGACAUAGACUUAGAAACGCCAAAUGAAAUGGCAGCGAAACUUGAGGAGAUCCAGAAAGCAAUCGAGCAGCAGAAGCAAACCCUUGAGCAGAUCAUGGAGAAGCUACGCAUCAAGUAUGCUGAAAUGUAUACAAUUGUUCCAGUGGAGAUUGAAACGCAUUUGGAAGAUUGCAAGGGAACCUUGCAAGACCUGGAAGAAAAGGUCAGCACCGAGCUCUUGAAAACCUCUCCUCACUACACCACAGAUAAAAAAAUAGAAGACAUUAACAAAGGCCUCCAAGCGGUUGAACACAUGUUACAGCAGAAGAGUGAGAAUAUCACCAAAGCUAAAGAAAUUCAGAAGAGAAUCUGGGAUUUGCUAGACCUUUGGCAUUAUAAAAUGAAUGAACUGGAUUCAGAAGUUCAAGACAUUGUGGAGCAAGACCCCGGCCAGGCUCAAGAGCUGAUGGAUCGCUUGAUGAUUCCACUGCAGCAGUACCAGCAGGUCUCCCAGCGUGCCGAGCGCAGAACGGCAAACUUAAACCGGGCUGCUAACAAGAUGGAAGAAUGUGAUGAACUCCUGAAGAGCACCCAGGCGUGGCUUAGAAACACCAGCAGUCUGCUCACCGAGGAGGGUAAAAGCGACUGUGCCAAAACUUUGAAUAAACAUGCCAGUGCACUCCAGAUGGCGUUUGAAGAUUCAGAACAAAAGCAGCGCGUUCUCAAUGCCCUUUCCCCAGAACUGGAGGACUUGUCCACUUUGAUUGAAACUGGCGCGACGGUGCAGGAGUUGAAGGAAGUAAAUGAGCAAGUUGAGGCCUUGCAACGGAAGAUCGUGGAAAUCCUUCCGCAUGUCCAGCACUUGGCCGAUGAGGUGGAAGCGAUUGAAUCCGAAGUGAAAGCCAUGGAGAAGGAUAUAGAAAAAAUUAAGACGAUCUUGUCCCCUUCAGAAGACGCGCUCAAUUUUUCUCCUAAGGAACAUCUUAAACAUGGUCAGGUUAUCCUGUCCCACAUCCAUCCCAUGCAAAAGGCACUUGCUGAGAUCCAGUCCUAUCAAGAAAGCUUGAGGUUACCAGGCAAGAGACUGCAACCCCUCUCUGUCUCCCAGAGGACAAAACAACUUUUGAAAGAGCUGAAGGCGUUGGAAAGAAUGACCAAGGAACAAAACACGCUGCUUGAGCCCAUUGUAAAAGAGAUGGAAGAAAAUGAGCAAGAAAUGGACUUCCUGAAGAAGCGCCAGUUCCCAAAGAGUGACUUGGAUGAAUUCUCUAAUUCUACAGAAAUCCCAGGGCCUGACCAGGCUGCCUCCUACCCAGAGGGCGAGGAGAUGGAAGAGAUAAAGCGGCGGAUUGCCCUCCUGUGCCAGAGGAAAGAGGACAUCCUGGCAAUUAUGAAGAAUUCCUUGGUGGAGCUUUACCAGCGGCCAGAAGAACCCAACCUGGAAGACGUUUUGGAAUCACAAGUGCCAGAGGCAAGCGGAAGUGGUGCUGACCGGCAGGCCAAAAAGCGGGGCUCAGUGUCCCUUCUGCCUUCCUUGGUUGAAGAAGCUGAAGACAGUUCAUUCCACAAUGAAGAGGUUGAUGUGGAUGAACCAAAGCCCGUAUGCGAUAAACCUGAUCAGCAGCUUGAUUUGUUGUCUCUGCAGAGAACCGAAAAUGAUGAGGAGCCUGUUGGCAACCAGACCAAGGUAAUGUUAUCCGAGAUUGAACAGAAAGUGGUGUGUCUCUUGGAGGACUGCGAAGACAGGCCCGCCGGUGACAGCCCAGGCCUCCAGCAAGAGGCUGGGAGCCUUUCCAUGAAACUUAAGGAUGUGAAGGGCAACUUGGAAAAAGUCCAGGACAUGCUCCAGGACAAGUACGCAGAAGAACAGCGGAUCCCUGAUGAAAAAAUCUCUGGGAAACCCCCACAGUCUCUUCCUUUUGACCUCUCCAGCGUAUUUCCACUUAUUCCCUUGGACAGGCCUCUGCUCAGUAGGCCGAACGGUUUAAAGCAUCAGCAGGAGCUGCUUUUAAAGCUAUCUGAACAAAGCAAUCUUAUUGACUUCAUUGAAGUGUACAUGGAGAAGACACAGCCACAGCCGGAGGACAGCAUGGUUCUGGAAUCACAAGCAAGAUCCAGUCAUGAGACGCCCACCUCAGGAAACGAGCCACUCACUCUAACUCCGAAGGACCAAACUGGUGACAAGUGGCAAUAUUUACAAGAAGAGUUGCUGUUCAAGAAGAGUCCCUUUCACUGUCAGUUCGCCGAACCUCAGAUUUCUACCAAAAUAAAUAUUCUGCCCAAGGGUGCCGCACCGAGUGUGAGAACUCCAACCGUCGAGGAGCUGAAAACGUUCACUGCACAGCUUGGCACCCUAAGCCAAGAAGCAUCUGUUCAUAAACAGGAAAAUGUCACAGGGGAAGUUUCAUUAAGCUUGGACCAGAAACUCUUUGAGCUGCUUCUGGCCAUCAGCCGCUGCCUGAACAACAUGGAACAGAUGUUAAGCAGCUGUGUGCUCACCAGCGAAGAAGCACCCAUGCAACAGGUGCUUUAUGAGACUCUCUCUGCAGAGCUGCAAAAGCUUCAUGCAGAUAUUGGUGAGAAAAAGGAAGAUCUUUUGAAGCCUAUUGCCUCUGCUGGUGGCGACCCUGAGAGAUUCGCCCAGUGUUUUAGCAACUUGCAGGCCUGGCUCCAGUUGACCCACGCAGCUGCUAAUUCUAGGAGCAAGUCUAUGAAAGCUGAGUUGGACCAUUAUAGUAAUUACCAGAAUGAAAUCAGGCUAUUGUAUGAUGCGUUGAUUGAGAAAAAAUCCACACUGCAACAGUCCUUUGGUGCAACGAGCGGGCACAGUAUUACCGAGCAGCUCCAGGAAAUGGGCAGAUACGAGUUGGAACUGCAAAACUUUGAGAUGACGACAGCGGAACUAAGAGAUCGUGGAGAAAGAGGUCAUCUGCCUGUUGCCCUAAUCCAAGAAGUGUAUAAACUGGAGGAUGCGUUGGAUGACCUUUGGGAGACCCUAAGAGUGAAACAGAGGGAGCUGUCUUCUCCAUUGAUUAGUGAACAAGAAUAUGAAGCUUUGUUACAAGGACUAGCAUUGCUGGCAGAUCUUGGGGAAGGGAAAGUUGCUCAAGUAUCGAAGCUGAAAAUUUCCAGUCGACCUAAUUUACAGUUUCAUCUACAAAAUCAUAAGAGCUUUUUCCGUAAUCUUAAUACUCACAUGCUGCUUGUACAAAUGAUUUCCAAAAAAGUGGCACCUUCUAUAUUACAAAAGAGAGAAAAAUUCUGGAAUGAGCUGGUAGAGAAAAUUAAAUCAUUGGAAGAACAAGCUGUCCAGCAUGGAGCCUUCUUAGAAAGACUGCUACAGGACUGGAUAGAAUUUGAUGACACCUACAUGCCUUUCUGCCAAAAACUAGAGGCCCUCUCAUCCACUGUGCCUUCUGUGAGUUUGGUGGAAGAGACAGAAGAACGGUUAAUGGAAAGAACUCAGCUCCUCCAGCAAAUCAAAAAGAACAUUGAAGAAGAAGAGGCCGGGUAUCAUCAGAUGGUGAAAGAAGGGAAGAAUUUGAUGGAGGUCGUGAACUGUCCUGAAUUGCAGAGCCAGGUUGGGAGGCUAGGAGAGUGGUGGGCAGCUCUUUCCCAAAAGGUUGGCCAUGAGCUACAAAGACUUGAGACCUUGCUCAAACUCUUGUCCAGCUACAGAAGAGAUUCAAAAGAGCUGGAUAACUGGCUGAAGUCUACUCAGCAGAGCAUCAAUUACUGGAAGGAGCAGUCUCUUCAUGCAUCCCAGGACCUGAACACCGUCAGGGAAAAUAUACAGAGUUUACUUGAAUUCUCUAAAGAAGUUGAUGACAAAUCUUCCUUGAAAUCAUCCGUCAUAAGCACAGGCAAUCAGCUCUUGCUUAUUAAGGCGUCCAGUGGUGCACCGCUGCGGUCACAUUUGACGGCGUAUGAGCAGAAAUGGACUGACCUGAUCUCGCAGUUGCCAAGCUUCCAAGAGAAAUUUCACCAGCUUCUGAUGGCGAAGCUACCAUCUCAUGAGGCCAUUGAGGAAUUAACUGCCUGGAUGAACCACAUUGACGAGCAAAGAAGAAAUGACACGGCUGUUAAUUUGCAGAGUCCUGCAAGCCAAGUGAGAGGCCUCCUCCAGAAGUACAAGGAAUACCUGCAGGAAAUGAACUUCAAACAGUGGGUAGUUGACCACGUCAACCAGUCGCUACUGCAGAUGGCGAGUUGUGAUGUCGAAAGCGAGCGUUACGAGAGGAUGGCUUUCGCCGAGCGUCUCGGGGAAAUGAAUCUGAAGUGGCACCGGCUGCAGGGAGCUCUGGACGGAAAGAAAAAAGAGUUGGAGUGCAUUUUGGAGGCCGUUAUGGAAAACGAAAGCCGAGCCCAGUCCUUGGGCAGGUGGAUGGAAGCCCAAAGCAGAAGACUCGGACAACUGGAAAAGCCGUCGAGCUCCAUCCUCGCACAGGACACAGCUGGGGAGUGCAAAGCUCUAGAAAAUCAGCUUGCAGUGAAAUCUAAGGAUAUGGAUCAGCUGAAACAGAAUUACACAGCUUUACAUUACUGUGCUGAGGAUACUGAGGAGACUGCAUCAAGAAUCAACAGUUUGGAUGAAAUGAAGACCAGCGUCAUCAACCAGGUUGCACGGCUGAAGACCUCGACAGCGUCUGCUUUAGAGAGGUGGAGGAUUUAUGAUGCCGCAUGGGAUGAAGUCAGGCUGAUGCUUGCACGCGCUUCGUAUUGCAUGGAGCAAAGCAAGCCCUCCGUGAUUACGCUCGAGAUGCUGAAACACCAGGUGGAGAAUCUCCAGUCUCUGCAAGAUAAAGCAGAGAGUAACGAAGAAAUCUGGGCUCGACUCCAAGCUGCCGCUGGUAACCUAAAGAAGCUGUGUGAUUCCUCGUUUUCUGAGAUUAUUGAAAAGAAACACAAGGAGGCACGCACAAGGUGGGCAUUGGCCAACAAAGAAAUCGAAGAUCAGCUCCGGAAAGCACAGACUCUUUUACACCUUUGGGAGCCGUACGCCAGUUUACAUGCCGAGGUGACAGCAAAGCUGGACCGACAAGAAGAACAGUGCAGUUCCCUCCAGUUGGCCAAUACCCCUGCAGGCUGUACGAUGGACUUCCUUAAGCAGAAAGCACAGGAAGUGAAAAAACUGCAACUUGGCCUUCAAAACAUCCAGGGGAGCUUCCUCCAGGCUUCUGAGCUGGCAGAUAAAGUAGCUCAGCUGUCUGAGUCCACAGCGCAGCCCCUUCUUCCGGAGAAACCCCAGCUGCUUCAAAGGGUCUCCCGACUGGAAAAAAUGCUGCAGAUGAAAGCCAACGAAUUUCAGUUCGGUCUUUUACAACUUGAAGGUUUUGAGAAAUGCUUGGAAAAACUGGAAAAUCACAUUAAAGAUUCCAAAGAAGCGUUGGACAAUCUAAAUGAAGAAGAGGAAGACUCAGAUCUACUCACGAGCCAGAUGUUGAGUCUCACCGCUUUGUCUCCGGAGAUGGAGAGCCUGAAUGAAGUCAGCUUUAGGCUGCCACUCAGCGACUUCACUGCGAAGAGAUUGCAGGACUUGAACUGGCAGUGGGCUCAGAAGACCGCCAUGGUGCUGGAGCAAUGCAGCGAACUGCCAGACGUUCAGUCAGAUGACAAGGUGUUUCUUCAGAGAUGUCAAAACUGGGUGCAGUUUCUAGAAAGAACGAAGGAGGGUUUGAAAGAGAACGUGGCAGGCACGCUGGAGGAGCUGCGCGAACAGCAAAGAGAGUAUGAGAUACUGCAAGCGGAGAUUUCUGCCAAUCAGCAGAUUUUUAAUGCGAUUGUGUCCGAAGCUCUACACAUGCUGGAAACGGGAGAAGCAGAAAACCGGACGGAGUUUAUCUCCAAACUCACCCUGCUGAAGGGACAGUGGCAAAGCGUUAUCCGGAUGGCUCAACAGAGGAAGAGUGAGAUUGACAGUCUCGUCAAACAAUGGCAAAAAUUCACAACUUCACUGAAGGACCUAACAAAAUUCCUCGCCGACACAAACAGCUUCAUAGCUGCCAUGAAGAGUCAGGACAAAUAUAGCUUUCACCAACUCAGGAAUCUGAGUCACGAUUUCAAGAACAAGCAAAUCCUCCUUCAGAGGUGGCAAACCAGGUACUCCUUAGCCUUGGACGCUGGAGAAAAGCUGCUUGGUGUGGCAGCCCCUGAGGCAAAAGCUGCCGUACAGCUGGAGAUGAGCCAGUUGCAAGAGAACUGGGACAAGACACAACUUAAGGUGGAGAAAACCGCAGAGCAGCUGCAGGGCACCAUACAGACCUGGGAGAGCUGCGAACAGCAGGUGGAAGAGCUGGGCCGUAGGCUGCAAGAGCUCAAGGCAAGAAUGACAGAACCUCUUCCAAUAGAACAUGAUGAGCUGCAGGAAGCCAUGGAGCACAUUAAGGAGCUGGAGAAAUCGCUGGCCAACUGGAACCAAAACGCGAAAGCCCUUGGCACCAAGAAGGCGGAUCUGGCUUGCUAUUUCCUUGCGGAAGAUGUGAUGGUGCUCAAAGAGCAAGUCGAGCAUUUGCACAGACAGUGGGAAGAACUCUGUCUCCGAGUUUCACUGCGCAAGCAAGAGAUAGAGGACCGACUUAACGCCUGGAUCGUGUUCAAUGAAAAAAAUAAAGAGCUCUGUGCUUGGCUGGUGCAGAUGGAAAGCAAAGUGCUUCAGACAGCGGAUGUCAGCAUUGAAGACAUGAUAGACAAGUUGCAGAAGGAUUGCAUGGAGGAAAUCAAACUGUUCAGCGAAAACAAACUAGUUCAUCUGAAGCAAAUGGGUGACCAGCUGAUCAAGGCCAGCAACAAGAGCAGAGUGGCCGAAAUAGAUGAGAAAAUCAACAAAAUUACUGACCGCUGGCAGCAUCUCUUUGGUGUCAUUGAAGGACGGGUGAAGAAGCUGAAGGAGACCUUUGCUUUCAUACAGCAGCUUGACAAAAACAUGAGCAACCUUCGCACCUGGCUGGCACGCAUUGAGUCUGAGCUUUCCAAGCCUGUUGUUUAUGACAUCUGUGAUGAUCAAGAGAUACAGAAGAGACUUGCAGAGCAGCAGGAUCUGCAGCGGGACAUUGAGCAGCACAGCGCGGGCGUGGAAUCGGUGUUUAAUAUCUGCGACGUCUUGCUGCACGAUUCGGAUGCUUGCGCCAACGAGACCGAAUGCGACUCCAUCCAGCAGACCACGAGGAGCUUGGACCGGCGGUGGAGGAACAUCUGCGCCAUGUCUAUGGAGAGGCGAAUGAAGAUCGAGGAGACCUGGCGUCUGUGGCAGAAGUUUUUAGAUGACUACUCUCGCUUUGAAGACUGGCUGAAGACAGCAGAGAGGACCGCAGCGUAUCCCAACUCUUCGGGAGUUUCGUACACAAACGCCAAGGAAGAGUUGAAGAAGUUUGAGGCCUUUCAGCGGCAAAUCCACGAGCGGCUGACCCAGCUGGAGCUGAUCAACAAGCAGUACCGGCGGUUGGCCCGUGAGAAUCGCACCGAUUCGGCCAGCAAGCUCAAGCAGAUGGUGCACGAGGGCAACCAGCGAUGGGACAACCUCCAGAAACGGGUUGCGGCGGUCCUCAAGCGACUCAAGCACUUCACCAAUCAGUGGGAGGAGUUCGUGGGGACGAAGGACAGCAUCCUGGUGUGGCUCACUGAAAUGGACCUGCAGCUGACGAACGUGGAGCACUUCUCCGAGAGUAACUUCGACGACAAAUUGCGGCAGCUCAAUGGCUUCCAGCAGGAAAUAACGCUGAACACCAACAAGAUUGAUCAGCUCAUUGAGUUUGGGGAGCAUCUGAUUAAAAAAAGCGAGCCGUCGGAUGCCGUUGUAAUUGAAGAGGAGCUGGAAGAACUCCACAAGUAUUGCCAGGAAGUGUUUGGCCGCGUGUUUCGGUUCCACCAAAGGCUGUCAUCCUGGCACCCAGGCCUGGAAGAUGAAAAAGAGGCGUCCGAAAACGAAGGGGAUCUGGAAGACGUGAGGGGGAUGCCGAACGACCCCUGGCACAAGAAGUCCGUGCCGGAAGGGCCGCCGUCCCAGCAGCCUCUCUGCCCCCUUGUGCCCCCCGCAUUGGGCCACGAGAGGUCAGGCUGUGAGACUCCCGUCAGCGUCGACUCGAUUCCGCUGGAGUGGGAUCACACGGGGGACGUGGGAGGUUCCUCCUCCCCUGAGGACGAGGAAGAAGAGCCGUACUACAGUGCGCUCUCAGAUGUAGAAAUCACUGAACAUCCUGAAGCCUAUCUUAAAAUGACCACAAAAACUUUGAAAGCAGCUUCUGGAAAAUCUGCUUCUGAAACUCACACGUGGCGCUCUCCGGAAAGCUCGUCUUGUCGUAAACAUCCGUACAACCAGGGGGAGAUGGUUACAGGUGUCCUGUUGACCAGCCCGGAGACAAGCACUCCCUACAAACCAGGCUAUGCAAAACAGCUGAGCACUGGGAGCAUAGACAGCAUGAAAGAGAUCUCCGGAAUCUUGCCUAGCGAAGAACCCCAAGAUAGCCAGAGCUUUGUUGGUGUGGCAACUCUAGAGAAACAACCAGGACCCAUAGAAAGAUGGGAGCUCAUUCAAGCGCAAGACUUAAGCAACAAGCUGAGUAUGAAGCAGAAUUUGCAGCAGUGGCAGCAGCUGAACUCUGACCUCACCAAUAUCAACGCUUGGCUGGAUAAAAUGGAAAAGGAGCUGGAAGCGUUGCAGGAGGCAGAACCGGCCACCAGUAUCCCGGUCAUAGAGCAAAGAGUCAAGAAGCUGAAAGAUAUGCUUAAAGCCUUCGAUAAUUACAAGGCCCUCGUGCUGUCGGUUAAUCUGACCAGCAAGGACUUCAAGCAAGCAGACAGCACCAGAUCCAAAGAGCUUCAGAACAGGCUUCGGCAGGUCAAUUUACGCUGGGAGAAGGCAAAUCUUUUAAUCCGGAAUUGGAGGGCGAGUUUGCAAGAAGCCCUGAUGCAUUGCCAGGAGUUCCAUGAGCAGAACCAGAAACUGCUGUUGUGGCUGGCCGGUGCAGAGACACGGAGGCAUCAAGCACAAGUCAAAGAUCUGAAUGCCGAUCCUCACACAGUACAGGAGAGUCAAAAAGAAUUAAUGCAACUCGAAAAAGAGCUGCUAGAAAAGCAGCUUCAAGUAAACACCCUGCAGGAGAUUUCCACUUGUUUACUAGUCAAAUCCGACGGAAGGGAUUAUUUUGAAGCUGACGAGAAGGUUCACGUCAUUGGGAAGAAACUAAAACAGCUUCUCGAAGAAGUUUCACGUGAUUUGAAGACCUCACGGGGAAGCCAGGACGUAAGUGCAUUUCUGCCCCAUGUGGACGAACUGGGUUCUGGAAGCUAUCGCCAGCUGCCGGAGAAAUCCUCCCUCUAUAAAAACAAGAUUGACGGACAGAAGACCUGGGAAGUUAUGAGCAGCAGCAAUAUUGGAACGGAGGAGAGGGACGAAGCCGGUCCAGCAGCUCCCAAGACUCGUUGCUUCUUCUACCGCAUACUGCGAGCAGCGCUGCCUCUUCAGUUACUCCUUCUUCUCCUGUUGCUUCUGGCUUCCAUGAUUCCUUCUUCAGAGGAAGACUACAGCUGUACUCAAGCCAACAACUUUGCCCGGUCCUUCUAUCCAAUGCUACGAUAUACCAACGGGCCUCCACCAACUUAAAAGCACUCUCUCUUUUUAUUUUUGCACUCAACCAAAAUUAAUUUCCUCCACGGGUGCUUUCUUCAUGCUGCAAGCGUCAGUCCAGGGACUUCACACAGCCGAAAUUUCUCUCCGGUUUCGCUGUGACUUCCCACCAGAGCUUAACUGGCGCUAAUAAGUAACAAUAGCAUGUAUGUGAAGACCUUUAUUGCAGCUGCCAGUAACGAAAGCGAUGACCUUCAGCACAAUUGCCUGCUGUCCACACAAGGGAACACAUCAUAAUUCCCAUCUCCAAGGAACAGAUCCUUUAAAAAUUUCAAUAUUUUGGGUAGGUCGGGAAGGAGUGUUCAUCACUCACACUUUUGUACAGAAAAUAGUGUUUCUAUAUAUAUUUUUAACUGUAAGCAACACACUUUAUACUUUUGCACAAUGUGUGAUGGAGCGAUUAAUGGUCUUUGUGACAGAAGGUACACCGAAAAUGGAAUAUACGAGAUGGUGUUGUGUUCACUUUAAAAAUAAUUUCUCUAACAAAUGAUAAAUGCCAUAGAACACAGCUCUCCAGGAAAUUGUCCCACACAAGCACCAAUGUUAAUAAAUAGAAGCCGGAUCUGUACAAGAACACAAUUGGACUUUUCCCACUUUGGUUUCUAUGGGGCUUGCAAAGGAGAACUUCCCAGUGGAUUGGGCCCAUAAUUUUUAAUGCGACAAAGAGAACCCAUUUUUUCAAGUGGUACUUGCAUGCAGAGAGAUCACAAAAUCUAUUUCCAUAUUUUGCUAUUGUAGGGGAAAGAAAGGUUUAAUUUUUUAAAUAUUUGUUACACUUUGGUAUUUUAGCAACCUUAUGUUUCCAAGACAAAGAUUUUAGUACUUAGAACUGCUGCCUUGUCUGAUGUCUUCUUUUGUACUAUUUUUUUUAUAUAUAUAAAAAGAAAUGAAGAUGCUGCAUGUAGGUGGCUUUUUAUUGUUCAUAGUUUUCUAAAGAAAGAAAUGCUGAAAAUAAUUAGUCUUGAUUAUCUCAUGUGCAUACAAAUGAACUAUGUAAACUUGUGGCAUUUUAAUCAGAGAUGUUUACGUUUAAUCCUCUUUGAAUAAUGUACAGUAAGCCAAAAGAAAGUUCUGCGGUUUUCUAAAUAAUUCAAGGGCGUACAAUCACUCUCAGUGCAAGUGCAGGGACACACGUAGGCAGAGGAAAAGGCACGGAGCUGCCUGGCUCUUCCCUCCACCUCUUCUCAGAGCAUGCUCUGAACACCGCAGUGCAGGGCCCUUUCUACACCUAAGGAUUAUCCCAGGAAAAUGGAGAGAUCAUCCCUGCCUGCUCCCGGGGUCCCCUGUGUGUCAUUUGCAUGCACAGGGAUGAUCCCGGGACGAUCCCUGGAAAAAUGCCCAGGCCUGCCUCAACUGAGAAUUAACUUAAAUGUAGAGUAAAUUUCACACCAUUUCCUGAGCUGGAGAGAGAACCGGAUGGGGAAACCGGGUGCCUGCACUGUGGAGAGAUCCACUGGGCCCUGUGGUGUAUCCUCCGUACACGCAGGCACAUCUUUACUCACGUUAACCAUGGUAGUUUCAUGCAGCCGCUGGGUGCAGAGGCAGCGUAUCACUGGAUACCAGAUGCUGGGGAGGAAACAGCAGGGUAAGGCUGAAACAGCCUUCAGGCUGCCGCUUGGGUGCUCCCUGGAGGUCUUUGGCUGGCCAGUGCUGGAAACAGGAUGGUAGACCAGAUGGACCCUUUGUCAGAUACGGUCAGGGGGUCUCUUAACCUUCCGAGGGUAACUUUGGAAGAUUUCUUGCAAUUGAAGUGAAGGUGGGCUUCAGGUGGGCAGCAAGAGAAUUCCAGUGGUUAUAUCUGAAUCCAAAGUAUAUUGGUCCUGUGUACAAUUCAAUCAUGGUUUUCCUCAUUAAAAUUCUGCAGCA
Messenger RNA from Elgaria multicarinata webbii, 20264 nucleotides. RefSeq names its product nesprin-2-like. Gene Ontology annotation, cellular component: nuclear envelope; membrane; perinuclear region of cytoplasm. The record is from RefSeq and is a predicted model, not a curated record. The transcript is spliced from 97 exons. Gene Ontology annotation, biological process: cytoskeleton organization; nucleus organization; nuclear migration. Lineage: Eukaryota; Metazoa; Chordata; Lepidosauria; Squamata; Anguidae. The coding region runs from base 96 to 18374 and encodes 6092 amino acids. Gene Ontology annotation, molecular function: kinesin binding.